Molecule: messenger RNA, 1128 nt
Organism: Enhydra lutris kenyoni (northern sea otter)
Lineage: Eukaryota; Metazoa; Chordata; Mammalia; Carnivora; Mustelidae
Product: distal-less homeobox 1
Exons: 3
Coding region: 361-1128 (255 amino acids)
Biological process (GO): negative regulation of transcription by RNA polymerase II; cell differentiation; embryo development
Molecular function (GO): RNA polymerase II cis-regulatory region sequence-specific DNA binding; DNA-binding transcription factor activity, RNA polymerase II-specific
Source: RefSeq, a predicted model, not a curated record
CGGCCGGGAAGUGUGGACGCGUUUCUCCCGAGGCCCGGCCGCCUCGCCCGCUCUAGUCCAGCGGAGCCGGAGCGCCUCGGACCAAUCCCCGGUGAUUAUGCAAGACAGCGGACCAAUCAGCUCCGCCAGCUCAUGAAUAUUUAUGACCUUGGCUGAGUCAAAGCUUUGAAGCGAGUUUGGGGAGCUCGGCAGCAUCAUGCUUAGACUUUUCAAAGAGACAAACUCCAUUUUCUUAUGAAUGGAAAGUGAAAACCCCUGUUCCGCUUAAAUUGGGUUCCUUCCUGUCCUGAGAAACACAGAGACCCCCAAAAGGGAAGCAGAGGAGAGAGAGAGACCCACACCCAGACCCCGCGAGAAGAGAUGACCAUGACCACCAUGCCAGAAAGUCUCAACAGCCCCGUGUCGGGCAAGGCGGUGUUUAUGGAGUUUGGGCCACCCAACCAGCAAAUGUCUCCUUCUCCCAUGUCCCACGGGCACUACUCCAUGCACUGUUUACACUCGGCGGGCCAUUCGCAGCCUGACGGCGCCUACAGCUCGGCCUCGUCUUUCUCACGACCGCUGGGCUACCCCUACGUCAACUCGGUCAGCAGCCACGCGUCCAGCCCCUACAUCAGUUCGGUGCAGUCCUACCCGGGCAGCGCCAGCCUCGCCCAGAGCCGCCUGGAGGACCCAGGGGCUGACUCGGAGAAGAGCACGGUGGUGGAAGGCGGUGAAGUGCGCUUCAAUGGCAAGGGGAAAAAGAUCCGCAAACCCAGGACGAUUUAUUCCAGUUUGCAGUUGCAGGCUUUGAACCGGAGGUUCCAGCAAACUCAGUACCUAGCUCUGCCCGAGAGGGCGGAGCUCGCGGCCUCCUUGGGACUCACGCAGACGCAGGUCAAGAUCUGGUUCCAGAACAAGCGUUCCAAGUUCAAGAAACUGAUGAAGCAGGGCGGGGCGGCUCUGGAGGGUAGCGCGCUGGCCAACGGCCGGGCACUGUCUGCCGGCUCCCCGCCAGUGCCGCCCGGCUGGAACCCCAACUCGUCAUCUGGGAAGGGCUCGGGCGGCAGCGCGGGUUCCUACAUACCCAGCUACACGUCAUGGUACCCCUCGGCGCACCAAGAAGCUAUGCAGCAACCCCAACUCAUGUGA